GGAUCACGGGAGAGAUGUCGAAUCCCCAACCGUAAAAACAGAUUGCUGCAAACUUUUUGAGCCACUGGCGUCAAUUCAUCAAUCAUCCCUCGCUAGAAUAGUCAAAUCCUUGCUUACUGCUAAACUCUUUUACUUAGAAGUUUCCUUGUACCAUUCCCUUCUCUCAUUAAGAUUAAGCGCACAUUAAUCUAUUCAAUUUCUCUGCAAUUUGCAAAAUUAACAGUUUUGAAUCAUUCAAUAACCAUAACUAGCAGCCAUGUUGACUUUUGUCAAUGCAAGAUCUUAUUCAAAUAAAUGUGCUCACCAACUAUCUGGCUUCCCACUCUCUUCCAAUCAUUCAAAUCCCCCUUAUUUACUUCAAAAUUCUAUCUCUCUUCCAAUUUUUUUGGGUUCUUCAACAACCCAAUUCAUUUUGGUUGAUCUAUUAAUCAAGAAACUCUCACCUGGGUGACCCCUCUUCAAGUUUGGUGUUUGUAAUCUUGGAAAAAUCCACAUUUACCCAACUCAAAAAUCAGGUAUUUUUGAAAGAUUUUGAAGUUUAAAAGACUAUUUUCAGAUUAUAUUGCUCAAUAUUUGGUUAAAUUUUAGACUGUAAUGUAACUCUGCAAUCAAAUUUAGACUACAACAUAGGUGGGAAGUUUUUGUUGGGCUAAAGAAAGAGAGUAUUAUUGAGAUAGAUUGGUUUUGGUUUUGGUUUGACCGUUUGAUUUGUGUUUAGAGAAUAUGGCACAUUUUAGCCAAGUUCAUUCCCCUUCCUUUGAUGGAUCCCAACAUGGUGUUGAGAAUUUCCCAUUUCAGACCUCACAAGGGUCUCUCAAGGUUAUGUUAUUACAUGGGCAUUUAGACAUUUGGGUUAAGGAGGCAAGAAACCUCCCAAAUAUGGACCUGUUUCACAAAACCCUAACUGGUUUAUUAGGGGGUUUGUCAAUUAUGGGAUCAUCAAAGAGGCUAACAAGUGACCCUUAUGUCAAUGUAUCUGUUGCUGGUGCUAUUUUAGCAAGAACUUUUGUAAUGAGAAACAAUGAUAACCCUGUUUGGAUGCAGCAUUUCUUUGUACCAAUAGCACAUACUGCUGCAGAAUUGCAUUUUGUAGUGAAAGAUGAUGAUGUAGUUGGUGCUCAAAUCAUAGGAGCUGUUGGUAUAUCAGCACAUCAGCUGUAUUCAGGUGCAAGAAUUGAGGGAUACUUCCCAAUUACUAAAGCUAAUGGUAAAAAUUGGGAGACUGGUGCAGCUUUAUGUUUGUCAAUUCAGUAUAUUCCAGUUGACAGGAUGAACAUGUAUCAUUUAGGUGUGGGCCCUGGUCCUGAAUAUUAUGGGGUUCCUAGAACAUAUUUCCCACUUAGGCAAGGGAAUAGAAUUACUCUUUACCAAGAUGCACAUGUUGAGGAUGGUAUGCUACCUGGUUUUAGGCUUGACAAUGAUAUGCAAUAUGUGCAUGGGAAAUGCUGGUAUGAUAUCUUGAAUGCAAUCUCUCAUGCUCGUCGAUUGGUGUACCUUACAGGGUGGUCUGUAACCCACCUUGUUAAACUUGUUCGUGAUGCAAGAGAUGGUUCGGGUAUCACAUUAGGAGCUCUGCUCAAAGCUAAAGCACAAGAGGGUGUAAGAGUGCUGCUCCUUGUUUGGGAUGAUCCCACUUCUCAGAAUAUUCUGAACUUUACUACUCAAGGAAUGUUAGCAACAGAUGAUGAAGUGACUUUCCAAUUCUUCAAGGGCUCGUCAGUGCACGUGAUACUUUGCCCACGAUCUGGUGGAAAAGGGCAUAGUAUUAUCAAGCAGCAGGAAGCUGGAGCAAUCUAUACCCAUCACCAGAAAACUAUAAUUGUAGAUGCUGAUGCAGGUCACGGUUGGAGAAAGAUCAUUGCUUUUGUUGGUGGUCUUGACCUCUGUGCAGGGCGAUAUGAUACCCCUGAACACUCUCUGUAUAGAACAUUGCAGACAGUACACAAGGAUGACUUUCAUCAGCCAAACUUCACUGGUCCAACUGAUGGAUGUCCUAGAGAACCAUGGCACGAUCUGCACUGUCAAAUUGACGGCCCAGCUGCAUAUGAUGUCCUCACCAACUUUCAGGAGCGUUGGUUAAAGGCUUCAAAACCUCGUGGCCUACAAAAAAUGGGAAGAUCUUACGAUGAUCAUCUACUUCAGAUAGAUAGGGUUCCUGACAUUCUCAAACUAGAAGAUGUAAUCAGACACAAUCAUGACGAUAGGGAAUCAUGGCAUGUACAGAUUUUUCGCUCAAUAGAUUCCAACUCUGUUAAAGGAUUUCCAAAGGAUCCAAAAGAUGGGACACAAUGGAACCUUUUGUGUGGAAAGAAUGUACUAAUAGACAUGAGUAUACAAGCAGCAUAUGUACAUGCCAUUCGCGCUGCUCAACAUUUCAUCUACAUUGAGAAUCAAUACUUUCUUGGCUCCUCGUUUAAUUGGGACACUUACAAGGACUUGGGUGCAAACAAUUUGAUACCUGUUGAAAUUGCGCUUAAGAUUGCCAGUAAAAUCAGAGCCAAUGAAAGAUUUGCUGUAUAUAUUAUUAUUCCUAUGUGGCCAGAGGGUGAUCCGAAAGGCCUUGCCAUGCAGCGGAUUCUGUUUUGGCAGUUCAAGACUAUGCAAAUGAUGUAUGAGAUAAUCUACAAAGCUUUAGAAGAAACAGGAAUGGACAGCACUUAUGAGCCUCAAGACUACUUGAAUUUCUUCUGUCUAGGAAACCGCGAGGUUUCAGAUGAAAAUUCUGCAAGAAAUUAUAAUGGUUCUGCAAAUGGAAAUACUCCACAGGCGCUUUCAACCAAGAAUAGACGAUUCAUGAUCUAUGUUCACUCAAAAGGCAUGAUAGUGGACGAUGAGUAUGUGAUCCUGGGUUCGGCAAACAUCAACCAGCGAUCCAUGGAAGGCACCCGAGACACUGAAAUUGCAACGGGUGCUUAUCAGCCAAACUAUACUUGGGCUAGAAGACAAUCUAAUCCACAAGGGCAGAUAUAUGGAUACAGGAUGUCACUAUGGACCGAGCACCUAGGAAAGGUUGAGGACUGCUUUACGCUACCAGAAAGUGUCGAAUGUGUGAGACGUGUAAGAUCAAUGGGUGAGCAAAACUGGAGACAAUUUGCUGCAGAUGAGGUGACAGAGAUGAAAGGGCACUUACUGAAGUAUCCUUUGCAAGUUGAUAGAUCAGGAAUGGUUAGCCCUCUUCCUGGUUAUGAGACAUUCCCUGAUUUAGGUGGCAAGGUUAUGGGAACCUUCUCUGGCAUUCAAGAGAACCUUACCAUUUGAUCAUAACAUCCAUUCCCUGAUUAAUUAUUUUUUGACAUGAUUUUUAGCUGAUUGACCAUCUUCUUGUUUACUUGAUCAAUGUAAUUAUAAUUGAGAUUGAUCAACAAAUUUGUUUAUUCCUUCUAAUUUUUUGUCCAAAUAAAAUAGAUGACAUGUAUACUUGGUUUGGGGGCUAAUUUGCCAUGAACUCACUUGAUCCAUGCCCUUUUCUUAUUUUGUAAUUGUGUUGGACUUCUUUUUGAAAAUACUA
Spinacia oleracea (spinach) is the source of this 3508-nucleotide messenger RNA. RefSeq names its product phospholipase D beta 1-like. Gene Ontology annotation, molecular function: calcium ion binding; D-type glycerophospholipase activity. Bases 724 to 3258 code for a protein of 844 amino acids. The transcript is spliced from 10 exons. Gene Ontology annotation, biological process: phosphatidylcholine metabolic process; phospholipid catabolic process. Gene Ontology annotation, cellular component: plasma membrane. The record is from RefSeq and is a predicted model, not a curated record. NCBI's taxonomy places the organism in Eukaryota, Viridiplantae, Streptophyta, Magnoliopsida, Caryophyllales, Amaranthaceae.